Lagenorhynchus albirostris (white-beaked dolphin) is the source of this 6008-nucleotide messenger RNA. It is a transcript of the gene WDFY2, whose product is annotated as WD repeat and FYVE domain containing 2. The record is from RefSeq and is a predicted model, not a curated record. Gene Ontology annotation, molecular function: protein binding; metal ion binding. The transcript is spliced from 12 exons. The coding region runs from base 219 to 1424 and encodes 401 amino acids. NCBI's taxonomy places the organism in Eukaryota, Metazoa, Chordata, Mammalia, Artiodactyla, Delphinidae.
GCCGGGUUGCAGCGCCGGUCGUGGAGGUUUCGGUGCCCGAAGCCGGGAGCGCGGAGUCGUUCCCGGGAGCGCCGGCCAGGCUAUGAUCGCGGGUCCCCGGCGGCCCGCUCCGGCCAACCAGAGUCCCUGUCUCAGCUUGUGCCCGUGCCCGAGCGGUCUCCUCAGCUUGACCCCGCGGCGCAGUUGGCGGCGGCGCCCGCAGUGCGCCCCCUCCUCCGAUGGCGGCAGAGAUCCAGCCCAAGCCGCUGACCCGCAAGCCGAUCCUGCUGCAGCGGGUCGAGGGGUCUCAGGAGGUGGUGAAUAUGGCCGUGAUCGUGCCCAAGGAGGAGGGCGUCAUCAGUGUCUCGGAGGACAGGACUGUUCGUGUGUGGUUAAAGAGAGACAGUGGACAAUAUUGGCCAAGCAUAUACCAUGUGAUGCCUUCUCCAUGUUCAUGCAUGUCUUUUAACCCGGAAACAAGAAGACUGUCCAUAGGUCUAGACAAUGGUACAAUCUCAGAGUUUCUUCUAUCCGAAGAUUAUAACAAGAUGACUCCUGUGAAAAACUAUCAAGCGCAUCAGAGCAGAGUGACGAUGAUCCUGUUUGUCCUGGAGCUGGAGUGGGUGCUGAGCACGGGACAGGACAAGCAAUUUGCCUGGCACUGCUCUGAGAGUGGGCAACGCCUGGGAGGUUAUCGCACCAGUGCUGUGGCCUCAGGCCUGCAAUUUGAUGUUGAAACCCGGCACGUGUUUAUUGGUGACCACUCAGGCCAAGUAACCAUCCUCAAACUGGAGCAAGAAAACUGCACCCUGGUCACAACAUUCAGAGGACAUACAGGUGGGGUGACUGCUCUCUGCUGGGACCCCGUCCAGCGGGUGUUGUUCUCGGGGAGCUCCGACCACUCUGUCAUCAUGUGGGACAUCGGUGGGAGAAAAGGAACAGCCAUCGAGCUCCAAGGACAUAGUGACAGAGUCCAGGCCCUGUCCUAUGCACAGCACACGCGGCAGCUCAUCUCCUGUGGUGGUGACGGUGGGAUUGUCGUCUGGAACAUGGACGUGGAGAGGCAGGAGACCCCUGAAUGGUUGGACAGUGAUUCCUGCCAAAAGUGCGAUCAGCCUUUCUUUUGGAACUUCAAGCAGAUGUGGGACAGCAAGAAAAUUGGCCUGAGACAGCACCACUGCCGGAAGUGCGGGAAGGCCGUCUGCGGCAAGUGCAGCUCCAAGCGCUCCUCCAUCCCUCUGAUGGGCUUCGAGUUUGAAGUGAGGGUGUGUGACAGCUGCCACGAGGCCAUCACCGACGAGGAACGUGCACCCACGGCGACCUUCCAUGACAGUAAACAUAACAUCGUGCAUGUGCAUUUUGAUGCCACCAGAGGAUGGUUACUGACUUCGGGAACUGACAAGGUUAUUAAGGAUGAAUUCCAAGGAUGUAUAUACAAAUGUUAAGGCUUCUGCUCAACCGGCUUUCAGAAAGGACGACAGCACGUGUACGAGAGAGCCUGCUUCCCACGACACUGUGGCGGGGCCCAGCCGGCCCAUCCUGGCCCCCCCCCGUGCCUCAGUUUCCCCAUCUGGAAAUGGGCAUGAUGCUAGUGCCCACCGCAGUGGGGCUGUGAGGACACACGCGUCAGUAUCCAGACACGGCUGUGAGCAGCUCUGGGCUCUCAGGUGUCCUGGGGAUGCUCCUGUGCUGCUGUUUUCAGGGGCGGAGGAAAGAGCUACAGAGCCCACGUGAUUUACCCGAGGCCACGGAGUUGGGAGGGCCAGAUCCCGAGGAGAGCUCUGCUCUCCCUCCCUGCUGCUCCAACGCGCUUCCAGAAAAUUCCACGUGUCUCCUUCGUGAUUGUUACUGACCUGUGUGCAUCACUACUUCUAGGAACCCGGGCGGCGCGGCGGCGGCGAGGUGGCCUGGCCUAUCCCCACGUUCCCAGAGUCUCCCGUUGACUUCCCUCGGUCCCUCUCGCCCCCCUCGGUUCGGUUCGUUCCUCUCCGACACUCAGUGUGCACUGGCUCCGCCCGUCCCGAGGGAGGGGCCCCCAGCCGCACCCCACCCCAGGGCCGCCCCCUCUCUCCGCCAGGCGCGGGGCAGAUUAACAGCAGCUCCGCCUGUGAGGACCAGCCUGCCCCUCUCAGUGGAAACGAAGCCGUUCCUAGUCCUCCUGAUACUGCUUUUAGGCCAGUCCAGGGCAGAGUCAGUCCUGCGGCCGCCCAAGAUACCUUUAGAUGAAACGCAGGUGCCGUGGAAAUGAAAGACCUACCUGGGGUGUCGACCCAGCCGGGAUGCAUGCACGAGAAGUGGAUGGUCGGGUGCGCUCGGGCCCACUGCUCCGUCAGGACCACCUGCUGCCUCUGCACGGGGUGGGUGGGGGGCGAGGAUGAACAAACGGGAGGGGGGCAAGGGGGCCCCUACCCUGCCUCGCCCGCGCCCCAUGUCAGAUUUCACCUUGCUCUAGAAUCGGCUCUCUACCCCACAAGCUCUGGCUACAACCCAGCGCUGCGUCCCGACCCCUCCGUUUGAGACGCAGACCAGCACCGGAAAUGAGGGAACGCCAACGCCGCACGCUGCCCGGGGGCUUCCCCCUCCCCUCCCCCUCCGGAAAUGACACCCAGAGAGUCCUCUUUCCUAGUUGCUUGUGUUGCGGUGUUCGUUGCUGGGGCCCGCUCACUGUGUACCCUGGCCACCGGCACAGGCCGGCACUGAGCGGGUGUCCGUGGACUUGUGAAGGAACUCCUGCCUUGGAGUGUAGGACGCGUACUGGGGAUGCUUAGAGAACACAGCUGUUGCAAAUUCCCUGAAAUAUCAAGUACCCCCCCACUUAAGCCUCAGCUGCAGGGAGACUACUGCCCAAUCCCAGGGCACUUUGAUUACGUUUUGCAAAGAGCUCCAUCUGGGCCUCAUUUACGGAGUGAGUGGUUUGUUCCCAUGUUCCCUGUAAAAACUGUCAAGAAGUAUGGUUCCUUCAAUUGUCAGGAUUGAGUCAUGAGAAGUAAUCCACCAGGAGCUGGCCUGGGGCUCGCUGAGGGAAAGCGGGGCAGAGCCAGGGCGCAGGGGGGGCGGUUUCGGACAGAGGCAGACCACACCAACAGGAGGGACAGCUGGUGGGCACUGGCAGCUUCACAAACGACGAGGGAGCCCACCCAAGUAAUGAACUGAGGGGCCAGAACUAUAAAUGUGGAAGGUAUAUAGCCGGCUUCUAAAAACAGCUGUGAUGAGCUGAUGAACGACGGCGUGACUACACUUUCUGUUAAGAUCCGGCAUGAGAUCUGGACCCCUGCCCUUUCCUUUCAGAAUUGGAUGCACAUGCCCUUCAAAGGGAGCCCGGAAACCCAGCGUUGUUCCAGGGGCAUCUGUCCAGCCAGUGAGCAGGGGCUGCCCAGGGAGAGAGGAGUGACUUCCUGGGUCCAUAUUCCCUCUGAGCCGUGCCGGGCAAGGAACCCCUGCUGGGCUCCUGCUGUGGCGGCCACCGGCUCUCCCCAUGCUCUUUGUGGGUCUAAGAAACCAGGGAAGAGAGGUGGCGGCCUUUGUGGCUCUUCCUAGGGGCUAGCUGAAGCCCCCCAGCCCCACCCUGGUCCAGGCAGAGCUGGGCUGGGCCAGGCUCCUGAUGGAGAAGAGGGUUCUCUCUCCACUGGGGAACAUUCAGGUGCUGCUGGGAAUUACUAUGGUCCAAAUUAACGUGAAUCCCAGAAUUAGCCUUCCUUGGAAAAGCACCCAGGUGGCAGCCUUGAGAAACUCCCCUCACGUACUUUGUUUUGUGCAUAGACCAUGGUACCAUCGAAUGCUGUCCUUUCUGACUGUAGAUCAUCGGUAUUCAGUUUCUGAACCAACAUUCCUCCAGAGGAGACUGUCACCUGCAAUAAAUAUAAUGGAGAUAUGUACAGAAAAGUUCAUAAUACCCUCCCAUCCCUCUUCUCUGUCAAGCAGCGUAUUGGUUUCUUGUUGCUACUGCAACAAAUGACCACAAACUUAGCGGCUUAUAAAGUCGCAGAUGAAUUCCCCACUGGAAGCUCUGGAAUGCAGAAGUCUGAAACGGGUCUUAUGGGGCUAAAAUCAAGGUGUCAGCAGAGCUGCAUUCCUUCUGGCAGUUUCAGGGGGGAUCCGUUCCUUCCCUUCUCCAGCUUCUAGAGGCCACUCGCAUGCCUUGCUUUGGGGCUGCACCAUGCCGACCGCCUCUGCUUCCACUGUCAAGUCUCCCCUGACUCUGGCCCUCUUUUUAGGACCCCUGUGACUACACUGGCCCACCUGGGUAAUCCACGAUACCCUCCCCAUCUCAAUACCCUUAACUUAAUCACACCUGCAGAGUCCCCUUUGGCCACGUCAAGGUGACAUUCACAGGUGCCAGGAACUAGGACCUGGACCUCUUGGAUCAGGGGAGGUCUUUAUUCUGGCCCUCACAGCACAGAGAAUGCAGCCUUCCUCCCGACUUCUCUGAUUUCCGUCACUGUAACCCAUUAGCCUGUCCCCUCCCCAUUGAGAGGCAGGUUCUCCAGGAAGUGCACCCACCCACCCACUGCUGACUGCCUUCCCCGGCUGCCCCUGCUCUUCAGAAGCUCCCCUUUCUGAAGGCUUGGCCAACUCCCAGAUGACACUGGGGAAGAGCCUACAGUGAGGGCUGGGGCUUUGCACAGCUCUGCCUCCCUUUCGGCAGGGGGCUCGUUGGUUGUGUAUGGGCAGCAGCCACCCAGCUGCGGCAAGAGGCAGGAGCAGGGAGGGUGGAGGGCCCCUGAGAGCGGGGCAGGGGGGGCAGGAUGGACAGCCGGCUCCCAGGAAGUCUCUACUGCCAGAGCGAGCAUUCUGGAAUCCCAGGCCCCGCCUACAAGCCCCUCAAGUACGUGUGUCCUGAGGACAAAGCCGCAGGCUGACCCUCACCUUGACCUGGAUCCCUCCCCACUUCACUGGCCCCUCCCUAGACCCACCUGGACGCCGUCUGGGUUGGCACACCGCUGCUGGAUCUCAGAUUAUCCAACAGAAGGCCCAUGGACCCAGGGGACAGAAUUUGGCUCCCCCUAUGGACGUGGACAGCAUGGCCCCCUCGGGACAGUUGGGGCAACAAACGUAGGACCACUGAUUUCCCAUCAGGAGCAAAGUCAUUCACUUACAAAACAUCCCCAAAGUCAACUCACCACUCUGGGGUCGUGUUCUUUCUCCAAGACGGGGAUCAGGGCGGUCGUGAGAACAUACACACCUGGGGAGGCACAGAGCAUUCAUGAGGGGGCAUGGGGCCAUCUGGUGCCGCGGGACCCCUCCUCUCAGGUGGCCGCGGGGUGGUGGUGAGGUAGCACCGUUUACCCGCUUCCUCCGGGUGAGCGGCAAGGGGCUGCCUGAGCUGCGGUCCCUUCCUCUCAGAGGGUUUCUAGUUGGAUCGCUGGAACCAGCCCUGAGUUGCUACUACCCACUAUCCUGUCCCUUCUCCAGCCUCAUGGUUUCCUUUCCCCAGGAUUGGAACAAAGAUGCCUUAGAACCUCAGGGACUGAGACAAUAAAAUGUCCUCACCAGAGGAAGGGAAAAAGCAAACUGCACAACAGUCUGUGAUCCCACUUGGCAGAGAAAAAAAAUGUAUAUAGACACAUAUGUUCAUUAUGUCUAGAGUGUGCACGGAAAAACAUGAACAGGAAAUGUGAAAUGUAGCAACACUGCUUAGGCCCCAAGGGUGGGAUUAAGUAAAGCGUUUGCUUCCUUUGCUGGGCAUUUCUCUACGGUUUGAAUUUGAAUAUUUCUACAAUGAGCAUAUAACCUUAUGGUUAUUUCUGCAAUCAUAAAAACUGUAUGUCUAACAUUUGUAAGAAAUGAGAAAAAUAUUGUUGAAGUGUAUCUGACAUGGAGAUAUUCACAGUACAUGGAAUGAGACGUUUACAAAACGGCAGGAGGAACAGAAUUCCGUUUUUGUGAGGAAAGAUGUGUCAAAGUGAAGAAAAAGUAUCUGCAAGGAUGAUACUGUGGUGCACUAAAAUGUUCAAAAUGCUUAUCUCUGAGUGGGCAAUUAUUAUUUCUGUGUUCUUAUGCUUAUCUCUUUUUUUUUUUUUCCCCAAACA